GUACCUCGACAUUUUAUUUAUCAAACAUGCUGACAUUAUAUUAGUGUUACCUUCAAGGCGAAAGCUUGAGAAUCGACGGAGUACCUACUUUGGUAAUUUAAUAUGAAUACAUGAUCCACAACUAUCAAUCAAGUCAGCAAAUCGCCCAAGUUGUUUACACUUGCAUCAUAUAAAUUGGCCCGUGGUGGAGUGACUAUGCCGACGGGUUUUUUGGGUGAAUCGUGUGGUUGUUAACAAUGGGCUCCUUGUUUUCUAAGAACAGUACCUGGCGGCGUUGCCGUCACUGCGACCGUAAUGUGAAGUUGUUCGAGCGGAUGUGCUGCCUGUGCGCGGCGGCAGCCUUGAGGAUGGAGCCGCCGGCGCGCGGCAGCGACAAGCCGCUGUUCGGCGAGUACCUCUGCAUCACCUGCGAGAUCGUGUGGACCAGCCGCCUGUGCUGGCCCAGCCACUACCAGGCCUGCAAGCGCUGCCACCAGCUCGUCUAUCCGCACACCUGGCGUGAUCUUACAGCAGCGGAAAUAAGACGAGAAGCCACGACUAAGGACCACCAGAGAGAAUACUGCCAAAAGUGCCUAGAGGUGGGCUACUACUGUGGAGACUACGCUAGGCUCUAUGGCAAACUCUGA
Cydia amplana is the source of this 626-nucleotide messenger RNA. RefSeq names its product zinc finger CCHC domain-containing protein 24-like. The record is from RefSeq and is a predicted model, not a curated record. NCBI's taxonomy places the organism in Eukaryota, Metazoa, Arthropoda, Insecta, Lepidoptera, Tortricidae. The transcript is spliced from 3 exons. Bases 237 to 626 code for a protein of 129 amino acids.